Drosophila willistoni is the source of this 575-nucleotide messenger RNA. RefSeq names its product coiled-coil domain-containing protein 115. The record is from RefSeq and is a predicted model, not a curated record. Gene Ontology annotation, biological process: vacuolar proton-transporting V-type ATPase complex assembly. Bases 55 to 537 code for a protein of 160 amino acids. The transcript has a single exon. Gene Ontology annotation, cellular component: extrinsic component of endoplasmic reticulum membrane. Lineage: Eukaryota; Metazoa; Arthropoda; Insecta; Diptera; Drosophilidae.
CCACAUCUCGCUAGUGCUUCUUCUUUUUCAAUCAUAUGAUUUAACUCCCGUAAAAUGUCAACACAAAAAAUUGAAAAGGAAGCUGCUAGCCAACUGUUGGAUUCCCUUUACCUGGACAUGUUCCAUUUAAUCGAGGACCACACGCAAAGCCGCAUUAAUAUUGAACGAACAAACGCCAGUGGAGCCAUUCUUCUUGCCAGAACGCGUUUCCAACAAGGAGGCAAUAAUUCAGUCUCCGUCGCACAGAUACCCACCAAAAAUAGUACAGAAUUUAAUGCCCUUUGUCGGGUUGUAAGUGCAUCUGACGAAAAGAACGGAAAUGAGAUAAGCAUCGAACGUCACGCUGUGGAGAAGUCUACUGGAUACGUGGAGCCUCUAAAUUGGUUUAGUGUACUGCCACCAAUGAGUCUUCGGCAGGCCGCUUCUACAUUUAAAGAUUGUAUUGAAUUGCUGGCAGAGAGCGCUAAUCUUCAACGACAAUUGGAUGCUAUAAUUAAUAACAUCUCCAGCAUGAAGCAGUUUAUAAUAAAGCAAUAAAUAUUCGCAUAAAUAUGUACAUUUAUUUAAGACCAAAA